Molecule: messenger RNA, 5372 nt
Organism: Folsomia candida
Lineage: Eukaryota; Metazoa; Arthropoda; Collembola; Entomobryomorpha; Isotomidae
Gene: ear
Product: protein AF-9-like
Exons: 8
Coding region: 1134-3497 (787 amino acids)
Biological process (GO): regulation of DNA-templated transcription
Cellular component (GO): super elongation complex
Source: RefSeq, a predicted model, not a curated record
GUGGAUGUACAUCAACAACGUAUAUACGAUACGAUACCCACACUUAUUCUGCUACUUUGCGUAUGUGUAUAUUCUCUCUAAAAUAGUGUGUUCUUCUUUAAUACGAUGGAUGGAUAGAAAUAAGAGUAUAGUGCGCUCUUUAUAAGAAUGUAUUUCAUUGGAACGAGUUUUUAAGGCUAAAAUUCUGGCAACAACAUUGCUCGCUGGCUGAAAAGGAGACGACGACAAGACAGCGGAACUAUUUUAUAUUUAUAUUAUUAUUAUAGAGAAAGAUAUAUAUACAUACUAAAUCCGCCAAUAAUAAGUAAAUAAUUCAUUCAUUCAUUCAGUUCUUCAUUCAUUCAUUUGUUAAGUUUAGCAGCUCGAUUUCCUUGAAAAGAGUUCUCGAACAGUUUGGAAGGGGAUUGUUUUUAGCUUUAGUUUGUGUGGGGGGUUUAGUUAAUAAUUAAUUAAGGAAGGGGGGAAGAAGACGACGAUUUCUUGGUGGGAAAAGAAAAUUGAAACCUUUUUUUGGCAAAAUGUGAUGGAAAUGGAUGGAAAAUGGACUGGUGGAUCGUCUACUAAAUAAUAAUAAGGGUGACGAAGAAGAAGAAGUAAAUUUAGUGAACUUGACCUACGGCCUCGCUCGUGAGUACAUUUUUAAUGUACAAUUGAUGACUGAUUGACUUGUUGGAGCAAUUAAAGUUGGAACAUCUGCUCGGUAGUAGGAAUGAAGCUCCCUGAUUCGUAAGGACGUAAGGAUUUCGAUAAGAAAAAGUGCAGGACAACGAACGACAAGCCGAAGAAAGACUGAGAUUGAUUGUUAAAGAAGACGCGUCGCGUGAAAACAAUUCCUUAAACACAAACCGACCUCGUAUUUAAAACUAAACGUUGCAAUAAUUUACUUGUAAAUCACCAUUUGUGGAUUAUCUUCUGGAAAUCUAAUCUGGAGAUCGAGGGAGAAGCGAAGACUGAUAAGCAAGAGACAGACAAACGUGGAAAAUUCUUCUACACGGCCAAUAAUAAAUAAUAGCGUACUAACUGUGAGUGAGAAAAAGAGGAAAUAUGUGUCCUUAAUAACUGAAAAAGAAGGUUCAGCUACAUUCUAUUCAAUCCGUGGCCUGGCAGCUGAGAUAACGUAAACAACAGUCACAAUGAAAGUGCUGGUGGAACUAAUUCUCGGUCAUCGGGCCGCAUUACGAGAAAAGCCAACGAUCGAAGGCUACAGCCACGACUGGGAAGUAUACGUAAAAGGAGAUCAAGGCAAUAAUAUCCAGUCGUUCGUGGACAGAGUAAUAUUCACAUUGCACGAUAGCUUUCCUAAACCGAGGAGAGUGGUAAAAGAGCCUCCAUAUUGCGUCAAGGAAUCCGGAUAUGCAGGAUUCAUCGUUAAUAUAGAGAUUCUUUUCAAGAACAAGGAUGACCCUAAAAAAGCCGAGUUCAGUUACGACCUCUUCCUCCAAUCGGGCGGACCCGCAAUAUCUCCAUCACGCAAGGAAAAACUAAUUUUCAACUAUCCGAGUGAAGAAUUCACCAAAAAAUUGAUCAAAGGAGGCGGAAAAGUUUUAGAGAAAUCGAGUCAUUCUUCCGAAAAGGGUUCCAUUUCCAGCCACACUUCCGCCACGGGCGGCCCCAACAGCAAUCAUCACUCGGGAGGAGGAAAAUCCAAACCUGCCGCGGCCGCCACGGCGGCGAAAUCCUCGCCAAAAAAUUCAUUCGAGAACUUAUUCGGGACACCGAUCAAGCGUCAAUCCGCUCCCGUCGUGAUUCCACCGCCGACCUCGUCCACGUCCGUGUCGUCGUCGUCAGCAGCGAAUUCUUCUUCGAGUAGUAAAGUGAAUUCCUCCAGUUUUAAAGAGAAGGAUAGUAAAUCGUCGUCGUCGAUAAGUGAAAAGGACAAAGAUAAGGAGAAAAGUGGGAGCAGUAAGCACGAUAAGUUGUCUUCUUCGUCGUCCUCCUCGUCAUCGAAAAGUUCGAGUAAAUCGCCACUAACGCCGCCUGAUACCGUGAGUGCCACGUCGUCCUCCUCCUCCUCAAAAUCGGGGUCGUCCUCCAAAAAUAAAUCCGAUUCGGGUAAAAAGAAGGAGAAAAGCGGGUCGAAAAACAUGCUACCUCCGAGCAAUACGUCCGUUCCGAAGAAUAAAGUGAAGCAGCAGUCGAGUUCCUCCAUAAUAUUUUCCGAGAACAGUAACAGCAACCCAAGUCCACCGAUAAGCUCGUCGACACCAACGACGAAUAAGUCGUCCUCGUCAAAGUCUGAUAAGUCCUCAAAAUCCAAAUCGAAAUACGACACGGAACGGAUCAGCCUUUACUCCAAUUCGUCUUCUUCACAUAAGAAAUCCGACAAAGAUAACCCACGCCCCUCGUCGCGAAGUAGUUCUGGAGGAGAUAAGCAGCAAGUGUUAAGUCCUAUUUCGUCAAGCAGCUCGUCCUCUGGGGGAAGCACGUCACGGUCUUCGUCCCCGUCAGCAAGUGCCAUGAAUUCGGACGAGGAUUCGAUCGGAUCGGUGGAUCAUGUCCCCACUCCGGGCGGGGGCAGUGGCUCCGGGGGGAAAAAGUCGCCCUCCAGUCGAAACGGAAAUGGCGUGUCGACAUCGAGAAAACGGAAACGGUCGCGGAGUCAAAGUCCUACGUCCAUUUCGUCCCCGGCCACGUCGUCAUCAUCGUCGUUAAGCAAUACGAGUGUGGAUGUGCCCAUGAGUAGUUCAAGAAAGCGGAAGGGGGGCGAGUCAUCGAGCGAGUCGGGGAGUCCACCCUCCUCGAAAAAUAAUAAGGGGGACAAGUCUGCCCCCCUCAUUUCCAGCAGUAAGGACUACAAGGAGGCGAAAAAGUCGAAAAAGAUCUCAGAAAAGGGGGGAAGCAGUAAAAUGUCGUCUUCGUCGAAAGUGAUGAGUAGUGAAGAAGUGUCUUCCGCGAUAAGCCCGGACCCGGGUACGCCACCACCGAGUAAAAUGUCAUACAAGAAACAUAGCAAUUCCUCCUCCGUAGUAAUAACGGCGCCGGCGGAUGCGGGUAAAAAGUCGGGUUCGUCGCGAUCAUCGUCAUCAAAAGGGGGGAAAUCUUCUGGGGACGGGGGGAGAAGUUCGUCAUCUCUGGCGCCGACCUCGUCGACAAGUCGAUCCUCCUCUUCCUCCAAACAUUCUCGAUCGCACCAUCACAACAACGACCGUGAAAUGAUGCAGCACGAUUUAGUGAAACGGGAACCGGACGAUUCAGAGGAAGAAGAUCCCGACCCGGAUUCGGAGGAUGAUGAUGACGACAUCGAUAACGACCACGAUAACCACCACCACGGCGAUGAAAAUGACGACAGUUUGGGCGUCGGCAUGCAGACGGAUUCGGAUUCGCCCGCAUCGUACAUCAGUGGCAGCGAGGAGAACGGCGUUUCCAAUUCGAACCAUCACCACCACCACAAUAGUCAUGCGACCUUUAAUGGAAAUGAGGGUGGCGGGAGUGGGGGAGGGGGAAUAACGGCGGGGGGAACUUUGGCCUCAGUCAUGCCGGCGUUGCGGGGAGCAUAACGGCGGAAAUGAAACUACUGAAAGAUCUCCACACCCGGAUUUCCGCCCUCAUCAACGAAGACCCCAAUAAACUCCAGCAAAUCGUGGAUAUCGUGGAGUCCUCGGGAAAAGACUAUUUCACAAUGGAGACUGGCAUCACGUUUGACUUUGAUUUAUGCAAAUUGAACUCUUCCACAAUCAGAAAAUUGCAACAGGCUGUCUUAUCGUAAAAAUAGAAGUUCAUUAUUAUCGACGCCAUUUUUUUUUGAUGAAUCCUAUAAAAACUAUCUAUGCAACAAAUAACUUGUUUUUUUGAGGGGGGGAGGGUUACAGACUGGAGAAGGGGGGAAUUUCUUAAGCAGUGGGGGAGGAAGGUUGGGGGGACAUGUGGGGACAUUAAUUGAAUUUCUGGGGGGACAAUGCCCCCUGUUCCCCCCCCUUCCGCCACCAAUGUUCUUACCGUACUAUUAAUUAACCAACCAACCAAAACCACAUCGAAUAUUCGUUGUGACUUGUGACUUAAUAAGAAGAAAUGAAGAAAAAACAGCAAAUUAGUGAGGUUUUUGAUACUAAAAUUCUUCUACUUUUUAGGGUAAAAAUAAUUCUUGCAAUUGUACUAAAAAACUUGUUGUAGCCAUAAAUAACUAUGUAAUUAGCUGUCUCUUCUGUUUAGUAGAGAGAACUUUUUCACGUGAUAAAUCAGUAUGCAGUUAGAAAAUAGGAAGAUUUCGAUAGAAAUUUAAAUUUUUGUAAAAAUGAGCCUUUUAACAUGUUUAAAAUACUUGUAACAUGACAUAAUUACACUGAUUUCUGAGUGAGUUUGUCUUUUUUUGUCUAUUUUUUCGUAUUUAUUUUAUGUAUUAAUUACAUAAUUAGUUAAUUAAUCAAUUAAUUUAAUUAAUUAAAAUUACCGAGGUUGUUACUUUUUUACCAGAACCAUCACAUGAAAACAUGGACAAUUUAAAAUAUGUAUCAUUAAUUAAUUAAUUAACCAACCACGUAAGUAAAUCUAUUAUUUGGCCAGUAGUUGUUUACCGAGUUGUGAAACAAGCAUGUUAAUUAAUUAAUUAAUUAAUUAGUUAAUUAUUUACUUUUCUUAAUUUUCAAUCAUUUAAAGUUAAAGAGAGAAAUAUUUUCUUAAGCUCAUCACAUAAAUAAUUUGUUAGCUUUUACGAUGUCAUUAUUUAAUGAAUACCUUACCUACCUAACUGAUGCACAUUUUGACUUGUACUAGAUUUUAGAAAAAAAUAGAAGAAAGUUACCAAAUUGUUGGCCUUAGAAGAAGAAAAAGAACACCGAAAGAAACUGACCCAAGAUUUUCUAGGGUGUAAUAUUUUUUGCUAAUUUGUAUCUAUCUACGACCGUGUGUUCAGUAGUGUUGUUUCGUUGUAUGUAAAUAUCUAUAAUUCGUGACGUGCUAAUUUAUCUGUAAUGAUAUUGUUGACUGUGCUACAUUAUGUUUUAAGUUGUGUUACAUUUUUAUGUAGAAAAAAGUAAGAAAGCCAAAAAAAUAGGGGUGGAUGAAAUACUAGGGAAAAAUUAUUUUGAUCAUCCCUGCCAAAAUCAAAAACCAACCACAUCACAUCAAUUUUUUGUACCAAGACGAAAAAAAACGUAUCGGUGGUGUGUGACGUACUAUUAAUUGUUAAGAUAACUAACGGGAUAAGAAAAGAUAACCUCAAUCAAUCACUUAAGUUGUUAAGGUUAAUAAAAAGUGUGAACUUUAUACGAACAAGUAGUAUUAGUAAAAAAGUAUACAUACAUAAAAAUACAUAGUUAGCUAGACUUAUGUAUCAUGCAAUGAUUAGUUGGUAGGAAUUGAUCUUUUUUGGGCGUCAAUUCAGUAAUAAAUUGUUGAAUAAUAAAAUCAAAUAAAAGAAUGGAUAAAAUCAUAAA